This is a messenger RNA of Panthera uncia (snow leopard), 5025 nucleotides long. It is a transcript of the gene SLC20A2, whose product is annotated as solute carrier family 20 member 2. Gene Ontology annotation, biological process: phosphate ion transmembrane transport. Gene Ontology annotation, molecular function: phosphate transmembrane transporter activity. The record is from RefSeq and is a predicted model, not a curated record. Gene Ontology annotation, cellular component: membrane. The transcript has 11 exons. Bases 1432 to 3393 code for a protein of 653 amino acids. NCBI's taxonomy places the organism in Eukaryota, Metazoa, Chordata, Mammalia, Carnivora, Felidae.
UCUCCCUGAUGUGUUUGGGGAUUUGAGGUUUGUAAUGUGUUUUGAGAUCUUUCAUAAAGUGUCCAGUAAGACCAGAGUAUGUCACCAGAACUCAAAUGUUUAAAACUUAUCGAAACCAUCUUGAGUAGAUGUUAUGCAAUUCUGUGGCUUUGAUAAUAAGUUGUACUUAUUAAGGAAGUACAUAUAUAUAUUUGGAAGUAUAUAUAUUUUAAAAGAAAUUCUGUGCUAUUUCUCGUUUUCUUUUGACUAUCAGAUGUGUGCUUGGGGUCUUCAGCUGUUAACUUGAGUGUCAACAUGAUUUAUAGAUGGUCUGUCAUCUAUAGAGGACAGUUUACCAGUUCCAGCUAGCCAUGCAGUUAAAUGCACUUCAGAAUGUUUCUUGCCAAGGACGAUGCCUUUUGCAAAUGUUUGAGAUGUUUGUUCUCACUUGUAAUUUAUUAGUGAACCUGUGUCCUAAUAGCAACUCCUUGGAAGUGCAGAAGACAAAGCUAGAAAGCAAGUGAAUGACAUUGGUUCGUUUUAUAUCAAGAAAAAUGCUUUCAUUGAAGAGUACUUGUUGUUAAACUUACUAGUUUGUAUAUUUGAUUCCUGUUCAAUUUCACAUGGUACCACAUCUAAUCACACUGUGUAAAGAAUCUGACAAAACGUCCUUUUACUUUGCUUUUCCUUGUGAGGAGCAUACAGCACUGCCACCUUGUUGCCAAAGUUUUGUUUGAUUUGAAUGUGCUUAAAAAAUCAAGUGAGCGCCUGUUGUGAAAAAGAGCUUACUCUUUCUUUGUCAGUACUUGCGAAAACAACUUAAAAGAAGUUAGUAUUAUUGGACUGAAUUCAGUAAUUAGCAUAAUCAUGAUGCUAUGUAUUGUUCAGCAGAGCACGCCCCUUGGCCAAAUUUCCCAUUAAGAGGACACCGAUGUUGUCCUAGUGAAUAAAUCCCAGCACACAUGAUGCAAAUCAGCGAGUUCCUGCCUGCUGCGCCGGUGCGGUUAAUUUUAGCUGGGGUUUGUUCUAGGAGUUGUAAAACUGUUUACCCAAGUAGAAGUUAGUAAGCUGAAAUGUGACUUCUCGGCCUAAGGUGAUAGGAUAUCUAUUUUAGACUUCAGAUUGUGUUCAUGGUCGGGAGAACAGUCUUCUGAAGAAUUGCGGCUCAGAUUUCUUUUGAAAGUGCUUGAGGAGACAUCACAGCUUUCCCAGAUUGGGAGGAAAAAUAUGGAAUGUGUUUUACCGCUGACUGAACACAACCAAAUGAACUGUACUGACAGUAGUUUGAAAACCAGCAGUUAGCAGUUUGUUCAGGCUCUAACAUUGUCCAGCACUUUCCAGAGCAAACUCACUGUUUACAAGAACUCUCGGCCUUACGACGUUUAUAACCUCAAGCUUUGUUUAUUUAAAAUAUUCCUGCACGAGAAAAGUACCUGGCGCCCACUUUCCAAAAUGGCCAUGGAUGAGUAUUUGUGGAUGGUCAUUUUGGGUUUUAUCAUAGCUUUUAUCUUGGCAUUUUCCGUUGGUGCAAAUGAUGUUGCCAAUUCAUUUGGUACUGCUGUGGGCUCUGGCGUGGUGACCUUGAGGCAGGCAUGCAUUUUGGCUUCGAUAUUUGAAACCACCGGCUCAGUGUUAUUGGGAGCCAAAGUAGGAGAGACCAUUCGAAAAGGUAUCAUUGAUGUGAACCUAUACAACGAGACAGUAGAAACACUAAUGGCUGGGGAAGUUAGUGCAAUGGUUGGCUCAGCUGUUUGGCAGCUCAUUGCAUCCUUCCUGAGACUUCCAAUCUCAGGAACUCAUUGCAUCGUUGGUUCUACUAUAGGAUUCUCACUUGUUGCAAUUGGUACACAAGGUGUGCAGUGGAUGGAGCUUGUCAAGAUUGUUGCUUCCUGGUUUAUAUCCCCACUGUUGUCUGGUUUCAUGUCUGGCGUGCUGUUUAUACUGAUCAGAAUUUUCAUCUUAAAAAAGGAGGACCCUGUUCCCAAUGGCCUCCGGGCACUUCCAGUGUUCUAUGCUGCUACAAUAGCAAUAAACGUAUUUUCCAUCAUGUACACAGGAGCACCAGUGCUUGGUCUGGUCCUUCCCAUAUGGGCAAUAGCACUCAUCUCCUUUGGCGUUGCACUGCUGUUUGCCCUUUUUGUAUGGCUCUUUGUGUGUCCAUGGAUGCGGAGGAAAAUAGCAGGCAAAUUACAAAAAGAAGCUGCUCUAUCGCGAGUUUCUGACGAAAGCCUCAGUAAAAUUCAGGAAGUGGAGUCCCCAGUAUUUAAAGAGCUACCAGGUGCCAAGGCUAAUGACGACAGCACUGUCCCUCUCACGGGGUCAGCUGGGGAGCCAUCUGGAACCUCUGAAGGCACAUCAGUGGGAAACCACCCCCGGGCCUCCUACGGAAGGGCACUUUCCAUGACUCAUGGCUCUGCAAAAUCACCUGUCUCCAACGGCACCUUCGGCUUUGACGGCCACACGAGGAGUGACGGGCACGUGUACCACACGGUGCACAAAGACUCGGGGCUCUACAAAGACUUGCUGCACAGGAUUCACUCAGACAGGGGCCCCGAGGAGAGGCCCGCACAGGAGAACAACUACCGGUUUCUGCGGCGAAAUAACAGUUACACGUGCUACACGGCAGCCAUCUGUGGAAUGCCUGUCCACUCGACCUUCAAAGCUGCUGACUCGUCAUCUGCGCCAGAGGACAGCGAGAAGCUGGUGGGGGACGCCGUGUCCUAUUCUAAAAAGAGGCUUCGCUAUGACAGCUACUCAAGCUACUGCAAUGCAGUGGCAGAAGCUGAGAUAGAGGCCGAUGAGGGAGGUGUGGAAAUGAAGCUGGCAUCUGAGCUGACGGAUCCUGACCAGCCCCGAGACGACCCUGCAGAAGAGGAGAAGGAGGAGAAGGACACAGCCGAGGUCCACCUCCUGUUCCAUUUCCUGCAAGUCCUUACUGCCUGUUUUGGAUCCUUUGCUCAUGGUGGCAAUGACGUGAGUAAUGCCAUUGGUCCCCUGGUAGCUUUGUGGCUGAUUUACGAGCAAGGUGCAGUCCUGCAGGAAGCAGUUACCCCCGUCUGGCUGCUGUUUUAUGGAGGAGUUGGAAUUUGUACGGGUCUGUGGGUCUGGGGGAGAAGAGUGAUCCAGACCAUGGGGAAGGACCUCACCCCCAUCACACCAUCGAGCGGCUUCACCAUUGAGCUGGCCUCCGCGUUCACAGUGGUGAUCGCCUCCAACGUCGGACUUCCUGUCAGCACCACACACUGCAAGGUGGGGUCCGUGGUGGCCGUGGGCUGGAUCCGCUCCCGGAAAGCCGUGGACUGGCGCCUCUUCCGGAACAUCUUUGUGGCCUGGUUUGUGACUGUCCCCGUGGCCGGGUUGUUCAGUGCUGCUAUCAUGGCUCUUCUCAUGUACGGGAUUCUUCCAUAUGUGUGAUUUGUCUUCUUCCGCCCAGUACACAAGGGAGGGUCUGGCGUGGGUAUGUGUGGGUGGCGUGUUACACGCACGCUGCCUGCUCACGGGCUGUCUCCCAGCCAGCUUGUCCGUGGCCCUUUCAUAUGGUUCCAAACCACACUGUUCACCUACACUGUAGAGAGUCAUCCUCCAGAGCUAACUUAACUACUGUACAUAAUCAUGUGCAUUAAACUGGUAUCGUGGUGACAUAACGUGGUGCAGUUACUUAUAUGUUAAAUAUAUAUUGUAUACAUAGAAUAGAUAGCAUUAUUUCAAACAUACUCGAAAUGGGAGUGGAGAAAUACUGUCUAGAAUUCAAUAUUCAACAAAUCUUUGUACGGAAUGAUUUCAGUGGCAAAUUUUAAGAACCUUUUAAAAGGAAAGUGUAGAUUGGAAAGUGCUAUUUUUCCCAUUGAAUAUACUGUAAGAUAAGUGUGAAUCGGGUUGGAUGCACAUUUGGGAAGAUGUACGUCCGGGGUGUGCUCUUGAGUAAUACUGGGGUAGGAGUUCACAAGUGCUUUCACUGAGGAAUUUGUUCAUAUACUGUGUAUUGAUUAUGUAAUAUAUCAUAAUUGCCUCUGUAAAUACUUAAAACGGUAAUUUUUUAAUGGUGUGCUUCCCAUAUACUUUUUUGAUCAGAGAAUUUUGGAAAGUACCAAAGAAGCAGGGGAAUAGUUUGCCAGUAUUAUAUUUUCAUACUGUCUUUCUCCCCUUCCCAUGAAUCCUGUUAACCUAGGCUGUAGCGAGACCGCCUCGCCCCGGCCUGCCCCCUAGCAGGGCGGAGGCCGAAGCACCAGCCCCCUGUCACGUGCUCGUUACGAGCAUCCUACUUCCUGUCCCCCGCCCCCACUGCCACCACUCGCUAGUUACUGGUGAGCCCUGCAGUGGCCCGUCGUCGUCGUCGUCGUCAUCGUGUAGAGAAUGUACACGCGUGAGGCUGCCCGAUCAAGCACCACACACCAAGUCCAGUUUAAAUUUUCACCCGUACUCUCCCCUGCAGCCUGAAAGAGCGAAUUCUUAAAACACUAAGGCGAGUGAGUUGACAUUCAGGAGGGGGUAGAGUUGAAAUAUCAGACAAUACACUGGAUUUGAGGAUUUCCUUGAGGCCUUUACUAAGCUGAACAUCUUGAUGCUCUACUGUAGUCCCACUGGAUUCUGUCCUGAAAGCGGGAGGGAGGGAGUGUGAGUGAUGCUGGAGCCUGAAACCGUGGAAAUGCUGCUAAAAUUUUUAUAUUGACAAACGUUUUCUUGGUACUUCAUUGUGAUUUUUCAUUAAUCAACCAUAUUAAAUUUAUAAUAAAAAAUGCCCUUCAAAAGGUUGCCUCUGAAGUCUUUUUCUAAUUAUCUAUUCAAUGUUUUUUUGUUCAGUUUCCACAAAAAUAAAAGCUACGUAAUUUUACUUCUACUUUUCAAAUAACUCUUUGUAUUUUACGACUGUUACAUGUUUGUGCAAAAAAUAUACGUGCUGGGCGCCUGGGUGGCUCAGUCGGUUAAGCUUAAGGCUAAGCCUCUGACUUCUGCUCAAGUCAUGAUCUCACAGUUUUUGGGGACACCUCGGAGCCUGGAGCCUGCUUGGGAUCUGUGUCUCCCUCUCUCUGCCCCUCCCCUGCUCAC